CUCCAUGACAAUGACUCGAGCUGUGUUGAACUAGUGCAAUGGCUGCUCCGCUGCCUCGUUGCGACAAGUGCGACAAGGAAUUCGAUAAACUGCUGCAAUGCGGUCGAUGCAAGAAUGCUUUCUACUGCUCGAAAGAGUGUCAGAAUACUGCUUGGAAAUCCCACAAGAACAUAUGCCGAAAACCAAAUGAAGAGCCGCCAGAGGCAAAGAUACACAUGACUCGAUUGGCUCAGAAGGAGGCAAAACCAAAGCCAAAGAGCUUUGGCUACAGCCCGCCGGUAACUGUCACGAAGGAGGACUUGGAAGAGCCCGAAACGGCUGAACAGUUCAGGCAGGAGCUGUUGAGAGAAGCCAAAGUGACGAAUGCGAAGAUGAUGGCGGCCAUGCAAGAGUCCGGCGGCAACUCCCAAGUCUUUUUGCCUCAAGUCGCGUCGCUGAAGGAGGCGUAUUAUUCCUUUAUCAUGGAACGCAUGUGUGCCAAAGAUCCAGAGCGCGAGGAUGUGCACGACAUGGCCGUUCAAUAUGGCGAGGGGCUGAUGAGGGAGGUAAUCUUUGCACUGCUGCAACGGGGCUUGCCCAACUCCGCGAGUGUUGACCAGUUGGAUUUGGCGAACAACCACUUUCGUACAGGAAUAAUACAGCAGAUGUCUCCAGCAGAGUUUGCACUGAGUGACGGAGACCUCGAAGGCUUUGAACCUGCGGUAUCUCGAGUGUCGCAGAAGGGCUUCGUGACUGUGGAGGGCCUGCUUGACGCUGAGAUGGCUGCGGUCAUACACAAGGAGUGUGAAGAAAACUUCUGGCAUCAUCGGGCUGUGGGCGCCAUGUCUCUGGCGAAGGGCAAGAAGGACGGCUUCUACGAGUGCUGGUUGCCCUAUCCGCCCAGAAAGGGCACUUCCCCGGAGCUCGAGCAUGCUUUGAGGAUCUUGUUUGGGCUUCCCCAUGAAUUUGGCCGACAUGGAUAUCCAACAAAGCUGAAAACUUCAACUAUGGCUCACUUGGCUUGCUUUCCACCAGGAUCAAGAGAAGCGAAGCAUCUCGAUUCUGCUGGAGAUACCACAAAUCCUCGGGAGUUGACGUAUUCCCUCUUCUUGGCCCAUGACUGGAAGGAGGAGGACUCUGGCCAACAUCGAAUCUUCCUGGAUGGCAAGGAAGAGUCCAAACCACACCAGGAUGUAUGCCCAGAAGUGGGAAGAUGUCUGAUAUUUCAAUCCCAAACAGUGGAGCACAUGGUGCUUUCCCCAAAGCGCUUGCUAUUUGUAUUGACAAUAUUUGCAUAUCGUGCAGAACCGACUUAAA
Messenger RNA from Effrenium voratum, 1296 nucleotides. NCBI's taxonomy places the organism in Eukaryota, Dinophyceae, Suessiales, Symbiodiniaceae. The record is from the annotation of a GenBank genome assembly.